Molecule: messenger RNA, 1260 nt
Organism: Anthonomus grandis grandis
Lineage: Eukaryota; Metazoa; Arthropoda; Insecta; Coleoptera; Curculionidae
Product: formylglycine-generating enzyme-like
Exons: 4
Coding region: 139-1146 (335 amino acids)
Cellular component (GO): endoplasmic reticulum
Source: RefSeq, a predicted model, not a curated record
CCAUUUAUUUUUAUUUUGGGUUAGUUGGAUGAUGAACCCCAAAAACAUAGAGAAAAUAAGAGGCCUUUUAUUAACUUUCUCUGUGCCCAGAAAUCUAAAGAGAUUCUAGGGUAUAUCACCCCAGGAGGAUCUAUUAAAAUGUACUUUCAUCUUAAUUCUACUGUCCAACUAUUUUAUCUUUUAAACCUGUUUAUCCUCUCCCUGUCGGACUGUGGUUGCAACCUAAACAGAGCAGGGGAAUGCAGUACCCAGGAAAAUGCAAUUAAACCCAACAAUAAAUAUUCAAAGGAACUAAAUUCAGACUUACCAAACCAACCGAAACCUAACCGCUAUAACAUGAAAUUAAUCAGGAAGGGCACAUUUGAAAUGGGUACCAAUAAACCCAUUUUUAAAUCGGAUUUCGAAGGACCCUCUCGCAAUGUCACCAUCGAACAAGAUUUUUAUUUGGACACUUACGAGGUUUCCAACCGAGACUUUUAUGACUUCGUUAGGGAAACAGGUUACAAAACCGAAGCGGAAACAUUUGGGGAUAGUUUCGUAUUUGAAAUGGCCUUGUCCGAGGGUCAGAGGGACUUGUAUCAGGAUGUAAGAGCUAGACAGGCCCCUUGGUGGAUAAAAUUGAAGGGAGUCACAUGGAAACAUCCGGAAGGGCCAGAUUCUACUAUUGAAGAUAGAAUGACGCAUCCAGUGACCCACGUGUCCUGGAACGAUGCAGUGGCAUAUUGUCAGCAUUUUGGCAAAAGAUUACCAACAGAAUCGGAGUGGGAAAUGGCAUGCCGCGGUGGCCUAAAACAAAAAUUGUACCCUUGGGGUAACAAAUUAAAUCCCAAAGGCCAACAUUGGGCCAACAUAUGGCAAGGGGAUUUUCCGAAAGGGAAUACGGCCGAAGAUGGAUUUUUGUUCACAUGUCCAGUGGACGAGUUUCCUCCCAAUAAAUUCGGACUGCAUAAUAUGGCCGGGAAUGUUUGGGAAUGGGUACAGGAUGGUUGGCAGACAGAUCCAGAGAACUCUAAGGUAAAAAAAGGAGGAUCUUUCUUGUGUCACGAAUCGUAUUGUUGGAGGUAUCGGUGUGCAGCGCGAUCUACAAACACCAAAGACAGUUCGGCAGGGAAUUUGGGGUUCAGAUGUGCAGCAGAUGCCGGAUAGCGAAAUUUUUUACCUAGGAAUCAAAUAUUUACGAAUUAAAAUGUUUUAAUGUUUUUUUAAAUAUGUAUUGUUUUGUAUUUUUCUUUUUACAUAAACAUAGAAAUACGUUCUCAA